Messenger RNA from Melampsora larici-populina 98AG31, 789 nucleotides. RefSeq lists its product as uncharacterized. The transcript has 6 exons. The coding region runs from base 1 to 789 and encodes 262 amino acids. NCBI's taxonomy places the organism in Eukaryota, Fungi, Basidiomycota, Pucciniomycetes, Pucciniales, Melampsoraceae. The record is from RefSeq and is a predicted model, not a curated record.
AUGGAGCAAGAGAUGUUGGUUCUCUCUGGUAAUUUACUCAAGAUCGACAAAGACAUUACCUCCUUGUCUAACAAGAUGGAGCCGGAUAUGAAUUUGAUUGCCGACAAGAUCGAUCAGGACCUCAUCACUUUAUCCAACAAACUGGAUCAAGUCAAUGAGACAGUUGACAAUCUCACUUCUCAUCAGCCUGGUAAUGGAUCUCAUGGUCCUCCCGCCGCUGUCACAGGAGUCCCGGCCCCAGCAACCCCCGGACCCUGGAAGUACACCCCCAAGCUGAAAGCAAAGGUGUAUGCUAUUGCAUACAAAUUGGUUGCACUGCCGACCAUCGGCGCUUAUACCGCGCUUGAAACCCCAGCUGGAGACUUAAUCAUGAACUCCCUGUUCAGCACAGUUAAGAAACAAUCAAGGACAUCCCAGUUACUUGGGCUACCAAACAACUUCCUCCAGUCGUCAAUGGAGCCCAGGAUGUUGGGGCCAUCCAAAGGUAGGCGUCCUUGGUUAAGGAUGCUGGCAAACACGCCUGAGAGCGUUUGCACAUCUUGGUGUUGCACAAUAUUAAAUACAACCCUGAAGCCACCGUUCCAUGCCUCAAAAAGCUCCUGCAUCGUAUCGCCAGAAAAUGUGGAGAUAAAGCCGACGGCCUUGACGUCCAGGCCUAUUGGGCCCAAACGUCUUUGGAACUACGCCUCCGGAUUGCCUACCUUCGACACAAGGCUGUACGCAUUUUCCAAUUGCUUCGAAAAGGCGGAGGUAGAGGAAAUAUCUGGGCGCGGGUGGACCAACAGCUGA